Molecule: messenger RNA, 4063 nt
Organism: Eriocheir sinensis (Chinese mitten crab)
Lineage: Eukaryota; Metazoa; Arthropoda; Malacostraca; Decapoda; Varunidae
Product: sodium-dependent dopamine transporter-like
Exons: 13
Coding region: 701-2977 (758 amino acids)
Biological process (GO): sodium ion transmembrane transport; dopamine uptake involved in synaptic transmission
Cellular component (GO): neuron projection; neuronal cell body membrane; presynaptic membrane
Molecular function (GO): dopamine:sodium symporter activity
Source: RefSeq, a predicted model, not a curated record
GCUGCGUCACGGCCGUCACGGCCACCGCCGCCAAGUGACCCACCGCACGAUGACUGCACGAACACGAUACUCGGAUAGCGGCGGCGGCGGCGGCGGCGGCGGCCUGGCUUGCCUGGGCCUCCCGUGGGCGCCACGCGGUGCCGCCGAGCUGCCAUGUGCGUCACGCCGCCGCCGUCACCGCCUUGCUCAGCGGCCGUGGUGUGGCGCGCCGCGGGGCGGCCGUGUGCUGGGCGGCGCGGCCGGGCAGGGCGUGGGACUGGCCGCCGAGGCGCUGUUCCCUGCGACAGGAGUUAAAGGACAAGACAGGCAGGACAGGGCGGGCCAGGCGGCGCGGCGCGGCGCACCGCUCGUGUGUGUCUUGUCGCCUUGGGAGGGGCGGGAAUGUAGGGUAAGGCGUGACGGGGUGGCAGGCGGCGGUGGGCGGGGCGGGGCGGGGCGGGGCGGGGCGUGCCGUCACUAGGCUGAGGCGCCGCCGCUACCCGCCACACUCCUUCGCCCACGUCCAUGACCGACGGUCGCCAUCAGCGCGCCCGCCCGCGGCAGCCUUGGUGCCGCGCCGCCCGCCGCUCCGCCCCACGCCCCUCGCCCACCGCGCCGCGCCCCGCAGAGUGAGGCCGCCGCCGCAGCAGGUGGCGGGCGUGCCCUCCGCCGCGCCCUGUAUGUGGCCGCCCCCCGCGCCGCCUCCGCCGCCACCACCACCAUGUCCUCGAGCGGCACCAGCAGCCCCCCGCCGGCGGCCCCAGAGGCAGCGUCCUCCCCAGGCCCGCCGCCCCAAGCCCCGCCCAGCCCCGCGGGGCAGCCAGCCGGUGAGGGCGUGACCCCCCCAGCAGGAGCUCUCACGGAGGUGCGGCUGGUGGGCGGCGGCCGCGUCGCCACCCGCCUGGCGCCACACAACACUCCCACCGCCUCGCCGCUGCUGCCCCGCGACGAUGGCUACUGCUCCUCAGACUCAACGCCCAAGGCCGCAGGUAACGCUGGCACGCUCCCUGGCACGCUCCCUCACCCUGCCCGCUGCUCCUCAGCCUCCACGCCCAAGGCCGCAGGUGAGCGGCGCGUGGCUGGGGUGCUGCCUCUCCCCCGGGGACCCCUCACCACCACGCCUGACGCUCCCCAGGGCGAGAGAACAGCCUCGGACGGUGACUCAGGGGUGGGCGAGAAUGUCCCCGUGGCCGCCGUCGCCCCUAGGACCCCCACGGCUGCCCAGGGUGGGUGCGGCGCUCCCCCUGGGUCCCCUGUUCCCCCAGGCGUGGGUGGCGGCGUGCCUGACGACGGGCGCGAGUCCUGGGGCAAGUCUAUGGAUUUCCUCCUGUCCAUCAUCGGCUUCGCGGUGGACCUGGCCAACGUGUGGCGCUUCCCCUUCCUCUGCUACAGGAACGGCGGAGGCGCCUUUCUGCUGCCGUACUUCCUGAUCACGGUGUUCGGCGCCCUGCCCCUCUUCUUCAUGGAGCUGGUGCUGGGUCAGUACAACAGGCAGGGCCCCAUCACCGUCUGGAAGAUAUGCCCCUUCUUUAGAGGCGUGGGUUACUGCGCCGUGCUGGUCGCCUACUUCGUGAGCUUCUACUACAACGUGAUCAUCGCCUGGUCCAUCUACUUCGUGUACGCCUCGUUCAGCUUCACCUUGCCCUGGACCUCCUGCAACAACACCUGGAACACCAAGGACUGCUGGGACGGCCUUACCUCCGAGGAGCCGCGGCCGAACAUAUCCAGGCUCAUGUCGCCCUCCGAGGAGUAUUUCAACAACGUGGUCCUUCAGCUGCACAAGAGUGACGGCUUCGAUGACCUCGGCCCGCCCCAGCCCGGCCUGGUGGUGUGCGGGAUCAUCACCUACUUCAUCCUCUACCUCUCGCUUUUCAAAGGCGUCAAGUCGUCAGGCAAGGUGGUGUGGGUGACCGCCACGAUGCCCUACGUGAUCCUGACGUUGCUGCUGAUUCGCGGGGCGCUGCUGCCCGGGGCUGCCGACGGCCUGCUCUACUACAUCAAGCCCUCCAUCUCGGCGCUCUCAGACCCCAAGGUGUGGUACGAGGCGGCCGUGCAGGUGUUCUUCAGCGUGGGGGCAGGGUUUGGCGUGCACCUGGCCUACGCCUCCUACAACACCUUCAACAACAAUUGCUACCGGGACUGCCUCAUCACCAGCGUGGUCAACGCCUUCACCAGCUUCUACUCCGGCCUGGUCAUCUUCACCUACCUCGGCUACAUGGCGUUCAAGCAGAAGACGGAGAUCAGCGAGGUGGCGAUUGACGGCCCCGGGUUGGUGUUCCAGGUGUACCCCGAGGCAGUGGCCACGCUCCCCGGGUCACAGGUCUGGUCCUGCCUCUUCUUCCUCAUGCUCAUCGCGCUGGGCCUCGAUUCCGGCAUGGGCGGGCUGGAGUGCGUCAUCACGGGCUUGAUGGACGAGCUGCAGCGGACCUUCGGGAGGCGGGUCAUCCGGCGGGAGGUGUUCACGGCGCUGGUGGUGGGCUCCUCCUUCCUCGUGUCCAUCACCAACUUCUGCCAGGGCGGCAUCUAUGUGUUCCACUGGCUGGACACAUACUCAGCGGGCAUCUCUCUGCUGUGUUCCGCCCUGUUUGAAGCUGUGGCUGUGUCCUGGUUCUACGGCCUGCGUCGGUUCUGCGCGGACAUUCAGCACAUGCUUGGCUUUCGGCCGCGGCUGUACUGGCGGGUGUGCUGGAAGUUCGUGUCCCCGCUCUUCAUCCUCAUCACAAUCUUGAUCGGGCUCCAGAUCCAGAUGUCGGACCACCUGGAGUACAACGGGCCCACCAUCUACCAGUACCCGCGGUGGGCCGAGGCGGUGGGCUGGUGCGUCACGGCGUCCUCCAUGGCCAUGAUCCCCCUCUGGAUGGUCAUAAGCAUGUGCAGGCGACGCGGCACUUGCAAGGAGAAAUUCCUGCUGAGCCUGACGCCGGAGGAGGAGCACCAGAAGGUUCUGCAGACGGGUGACGCGCCCUGCCUGGAAUGGAGUCACUGGCUAUACAUCUAACAGACACCUCACCUGCCAUGUCUGUUUACCUGUGUGUGUGUGUGUGUGUGUAGGUGUGCGCGUGCGGGUGUGUAUCUUUCUAUAUCUGUCUGCCUGUCUCUGUCUGUCUGGGAUGGAGUCACGGGCUCUACAUUUACCAGACACCUUACCUGUCCUCACCUGCCCUGUGUGUGUGUGUGUAAGUGCGUCCGUCUAACUAUCUAUCUGUCGGUCUGUCAAUGUAUCUGGUUGUCUGUCUGAAGUCGAUAAAUCAUGUUCUUACAGUCACUAUGAAUCCCAGUCACUUUCCAGUCACCCAAAACCGUACAGUCAUUGCUUCAGUCAUAGCGCUGCCAGUUAGUCCAACGUCAGCCAUCCUGAACUCCAUGUAAGGCGUGAUUCCAGCCAUCCAGUCGGUCAGUCAGGCAGUCAACCAGUCAGUCAGUCAGUUUUGCUUUUGUCGUGUGUGUGUGUGUGUGUGUGUGUGUGUGUGUGUGUGUGUGUGUGUGUUGUGUUUGCGUGCAGUAAAACUACUUUUAUGAUUAUUAUUAUUAUCAUUAUUAUUAUUGGUAUUACUAUUACUAUUAUUAUUAUUAUUAUUAUUAUUAUUAUUAUUAUUAUUAUUAUUAUUAUUAUUAUAUGACAGAAAGGACUGAGGGGGAUGUCAAAAUAUAUAAUUAUUAUUAUUAUUACUAUCAUUACUGUUAAUAUAAUUAUUAUACAUUUCAUUAAUAUUAUUAUUAUUAUUAUUAUUAUUAUUAUUAUUAUUAUUAUUAUUAUUAUUAUUAUUAUUAUUAUUAUCAUUAUCAUUAUUAUUAUUAUUAUGAUGAUGAUGAUAAACUCUGUGUGCAUGUGUGUGUGUGUGUGUGUGUGUGUGUGUGUGUGUGUGUGUGUGUGUGUGUGUGUUUGUCUCUCUCUCUCUCUCUCUCUCUCUCUCUCUCUCUCUCUCUCUCUCUCUCUCUCUCUCUCUCUCUCUCUCUCUCUCUCUCUCUCUCUCUCUCUGACGUAUAUAAUUAUAAUCAUGGACACAUUUAGAUGAACACAGUAAUGAUUACAGAUACAUACAAUAUUUUACUAAGUUUCGUCAAAUAUGAUAACAAUAUAAUA